CAGCGCGUACCACAAUGCCACUUUUAAUAUCAUUUCCUAAAUGACUUUUGUUUCAAUCACAGAGACAUUCUUUUGUAAAAUUUGAUACGUCUUCAUUAAUUCCUCAUCUCAAGAUGGGAGACGAUACAAAUGCUGCUGUGGCAGAUCCAUCCGUCAUAACCAUCGAUAACAUUUCGACCAGAAUGCCUCCUCAUGAUAUCCACGGCGUUGAGAAAGCUACUGAUCAUUUAUAUGCUUUGGUUGAUAUGGGAAGCAACGGAAUCCGCUUCUCCAUCUCCGACCUCUCACCUCCUACGUCCCGUCUCCUUCCGUGUAUCUAUCGGGAUCGCGCUGCCAUAUCUCUCUACGACGCUCUCCACUCCUCUCUUCCGGCAUCUCGAGAAUUCUACUUCGAUACCGAGACGAUAUCGCGCGUGGCGGGGUGUCUUGCGGGAUUCAAAAAGAUAUGCGAUUCGUAUGGUGUUUUGCGGAAGAAUAUUGGGGUGUUUGCGACGGAGGCGAUGCGCACGGCGGAGAAUCGGGAGGAGAUGACGAGGGCGAUUGGGAGGGAGAGUGGGCUGGAAGUGGAUAUUUUGAGUCCGCAGGUGGAGAGUUUGUUGGGGGCGUUGGGGGCGAGGAGUGGUGGGGAUGCUGGGAGGGGGAUGGGAGGGGAUGUGGAGAUGAAGAAUGAGGGAGAAAGGUAUUGGACGAAAAGUGCGGCGUGUGCGAAAAGUAUGCCUUUUGGAGCAGCGAAGAUGACGGCGAAAAUGAAGGGGGAUGAUAUUCAUGAUAUUCGCACUGAUAUGCGUUCUCGGUUUCAAGAGAUAUUUCAGGGAUUAUACCACAGGUUUCCCAAACUCCAGAAGCAUGUGAAGGAUGAAGGUGUGACGAUAUAUUUCUGUGGUGGAGGAUUUAGAGGUUAUGGGAGUAUGUUGAUGCAUACUGAUCCCAUUAAUCCAUAUCCUAUCCCCUCUAUCGCCGGCUAUACGGUAUCCGGAAAACGCUUCAAACAAACGAAAGAGAUGCUCAGAGUAAAUGCCGAGGAAAAAGAAAAGAUUCACGGCAUGAGUAAAAGACGUCGGGAACAAUUUCCCGCCAUCGUCGAAGUGGUCGAGGGAAUCAUAGCAACCGUUCCUAAUAUCAAAGAAGUGAUAUUCUGCGGGGGAGGAAAUCGCGAAGGAGCUUUAUAUCUCAAACUUCCGUCUCAGAUACAAGAAACCCAUCCUCUUGUUCUUUUCCCCUCUCAAUUAUCCAACACCCCUACCCAAUCCGCCGCGCUUGCCAAAAUCCUCGCUUCUGCUCUCCCGGUUGCUCAACCGGGCACUGAAAUCUUCACCCCAGAAAUUUUAGAAUAUGUAGGAAAACAUAUGGGUGAUAAUAUGGCGGAUAUAUCGAAUCUCAACGCGGCGCGCGCAUUGCAUGCGCCUAUUUCCGGGGCGAUUGCAGGAAUGCCCGGGUUGACGCAUGGGGUUAUCGCGGUAUUGGCAUUGACGAUGUGUGCGCGGUGGGAAAAUGAUGUGGGGAAGGUAGAUCGAGGGGGUGCUGGAGGGGUUGAGAAAGUUGCUGGGAGAGGAAAAGGCGUGGUGGUGAUCAGUGAAGGAGAAGUGGGAGGGCUGAGGUUUGAGGGAACGUGGGAGGAGGGGUUGGGGAAGAAGGGGAAGAAGGAGGGGGUUUGUUUGAGGGUUUUUUGGGAGGGGGAGAGAGAGGUGGAUUUGGAAAAGUUGGUGGGGAAGGCGGGGAAGGGGUUGGGGAUGAAGAGGAGAGUUGAGAUUGCUUGGGGAGAGGGGAGAGGGGUUUGA
Botrytis porri is the source of this 1778-nucleotide messenger RNA. RefSeq lists its product as uncharacterized. The transcript has 4 exons. Gene Ontology annotation, biological process: regulation of transcription by RNA polymerase II. The coding region runs from base 114 to 1778 and encodes 554 amino acids. NCBI's taxonomy places the organism in Eukaryota, Fungi, Ascomycota, Leotiomycetes, Helotiales, Sclerotiniaceae. The record is from RefSeq and is a predicted model, not a curated record.